Messenger RNA from Adelges cooleyi (spruce gall adelgid), 1131 nucleotides. RefSeq lists its product as uncharacterized. Gene Ontology annotation, molecular function: mRNA binding. Bases 1 to 1131 code for a protein of 376 amino acids. The record is from RefSeq and is a predicted model, not a curated record. Lineage: Eukaryota; Metazoa; Arthropoda; Insecta; Hemiptera; Adelgidae. Gene Ontology annotation, cellular component: nucleus; ribonucleoprotein complex. The transcript has a single exon.
AUGAAAGUGAUCGAUUCGGAACCGGGCUCGUGCACGCGGCUGUUUUUAGGCAAUUUGCCUAAACUGAAAUCCGAGUCGGAUAUUUGCGCCGAGGUGGCAACGGUGGCGCCUGGCCUGAUCCGGGCCAUCACGUACAAGAGCCUAGACGACCCGGACAUGCAUCGCGGCUUUUGUUUCCUGGACUACGAGACGCCGGCGCAGGCGGCCGAGGCCAAGAGCCGCCUGAGCCGAUGCACGGUGUUCGGUUGCAAGACGAUUGUGGACUGGGCGGACCCGGAACCGGAACUGGACGAGGAAACGAUGCGAUCGGUGCGCAUACUGUUCGUCCGGCAGACACCACUCCCGUUGACGGAACGGGCCCUCGCCGAAGUGUUCGGCCGGUACGGCCGGGUAGAACGUGUCAAGACGCUCAAGAACUUUGCGUUCGUGCACUUUGCCCGGCGCGACGAUGCCAAGGAGGCCAUGGACGCGCUGGACGGCAUCACUGUCGAGGGCAGCGACGUCCGUUUCGACGUGUCGUGGGCCAAGCCGCCGGCCGACAAGAAAACUCGAGAACGAGUGUUGCGGGACCGCGAGAGGCGUAUGCAGGCGUCGCUCACCGAACGGCCCAAGACGUUCAGGAUGACGUCCACCGUUGCCGGCGUCUCGCGGCCGCCGAGGCCAUCGUCGUUGGUGGCCGAAUCGAGCGAAGAGUCCGCCGAAAACGGGUCGUACGCUUGUUACGACAGCUAUCGUUAUGAUUUCAACAGGCCGCUAACGUUUGCGUGUCAACCGUCUCCGAUUCUUCGGCCGGCGCCGCAGUCGUCAUCAUCGUCCCGUUGCGAACUGUUCUGCCCGUGCGGCUUGAGGACCAAAGCGGACGCACCGGCAGAAGAGUCCGAACGCUCAUUCGCCGCUCAAACCCGACCGCAAUGGGACGUCGUUCGGUCGCCGUACGAUCACGGAGACGGCGCGAAUGUGGUUCUACCUACGCUGUCUGAAUUAACAACAACCAAUUCUGCCGCCGGACCCGUCGCUACUGGCACUGACAUCGACAAUAUGAUAUUAAAAUUUUUCCACAAAGUCGUUUUGGGCGGUACCCAAGCACAGGUGAUGUUAAAUUUCGAAAAACCAAAAGUCACAUAUAGUUAG